Messenger RNA from Scaptodrosophila lebanonensis, 1143 nucleotides. RefSeq names its product odorant receptor 46a-like. Gene Ontology annotation, biological process: detection of chemical stimulus involved in sensory perception of smell; sensory perception of smell. The record is from RefSeq and is a predicted model, not a curated record. Gene Ontology annotation, cellular component: plasma membrane. Gene Ontology annotation, molecular function: odorant binding; olfactory receptor activity. NCBI's taxonomy places the organism in Eukaryota, Metazoa, Arthropoda, Insecta, Diptera, Drosophilidae. The transcript has 3 exons.
AUGCAGGCAACGUUGGACUUGGACCAUUCCGUGAAUGUUUUCUACGAGGGACAACAUAAGAUCCUCAGAUUUUACUCAGUGUGGCCGCAGCGGAAACGCCUUGAUCCCAUUAAUUUCUGGCACAUUUUCGGUUUUUGGAUUAUGGGAUUUAAUCUGAGCUUGCUGCUUAAGUUAGUCAUAAAUAUCAACUAGUUGGAUGAGAUGAUUAGUGUCUUUGUCGUGCUGGCCACUAGUAUUGCCUAUACCUUCAAAGUUUUGGUCAAUAAGUUUAACAAUAAAGAGAUGCUGGGACUCUUUCAGAGCUUUCACUCGAGACAUUUUCUGCCCAUGAACAUCCAUGAACAAACCUUCUUUGCGGAGGCCCGUGGGUUCAGUCGAAAGAUGCGCAACUACUAUGCUGGCAUAUAUUUUACAGCGCUGAAUGCCCUGCUCCUGACCCAGUAUUUGAUCGAUAACACCCAGCUGCCCCUGGCCACCUAUAGUCCUCAGGACCUCUGUAUUGCUAUCAGUGUGUGGCCUUGUCGCUCGGCUGUUUUCUCGCUCUGCUCUUCGCUCUUCAUUUUUGUCAAAUGCCAGUUGGACAUGUUGGCUUUGCGCUUGAACAGCAUUGGACGUCAUCAGGAGGAGCUGAAAGAACUGCAACUUGGAGAUCAAAAACAGGAUCAAUUGGUACAGCAGGAACUCAUCAGUUGCAUACUCUAUUACAUGAGGAUUGUUGAGCUGGCUGCCAAUGUGGAGCGCCUACUCUACAAACCCAUAUCUGCGCAAAUAUUUUGCUCAGUACUUGUUCUUAUCGCCAAACUUUCUGAUGACUAUGUGGUGUUUGUUAAGUUCUUUACCUAUCAGUGUUGUAUGCUUAUGCAAAUCUUUAUACUGUGCUACUACGCCGGCGAGAUUUCGCAACGCAGUGCGGAGCUGAAACACGAACUUUACAAAUCCAACUGAGUAGGUUGGAAUAAGUCGAAUCGAAAGCUUUUGCUGUUAUUUAUGUUGCGUCUGGAGAAUCCAAUACGGAUUAGGACAAUGAAUGCAAACCGAUUCAUCGAUGUGGCAUUGUUCAGUUCGCCUCAUUACGGGCACCCGUACGGACCCCAUGAAUCAAUUGAUAUAAAAGAGCCCAUAUUCAAACACAACAAAUUUUAG